Messenger RNA from Peromyscus maniculatus bairdii (prairie deer mouse), 1650 nucleotides. Lineage: Eukaryota; Metazoa; Chordata; Mammalia; Rodentia; Cricetidae. The record is from RefSeq and is a predicted model, not a curated record.
CUUUCCUUUAUCCUGUCCCUCAACUCCCUCCAAACCUCGCUCUCCCCUCGCCCUAUCACCUCCCGCCCAGCACACCACCCAUCCAGAGCGAGAGCUCGAGGCGGUGGUGUUCUUCUGGCCCAGAGAUCCCAGUCGGGACCACACAUCGACCCUCCUCGGGAAGAGGGCGAGAUCCCCGCCACCGCUCGGUUUUCUUUCAAUGCCCUGGGAACCCUGUCUACAAAAAUGACAGCUCGAGCCCUCUGGCUGCUCUGUUUGAUCAUCGGAUGGUCCCCCGAAGCCCCGGUGGCGGAGAGAAAAGCUCCGCCGCCGCACCGAAAGCCCGGCGCUCGGGAAACGCCGGGCCUGCGCGCGCAGCCGCUCUCUGGAAGCCCGCGGGCGCUGCCGCCCGAGGACGCCGAGCUGGAGACCCAGUCGUGCGCGCGCGCCUGCAGCGGGGACGCGGACGAGCGCGAGGCCUACUGCGCCAGCGAAUUCGCAGCCGUGAACGGAAUCGUGCACGACGUGGACGUGCUGGGCGCGGGCCUGCGGCUGGUGACUCUACUGGUGGACCCCGAAGGGCUGUACAAGAUGAGCCGCCUGUACAUCACUCCCGACGGCUUUUUCUUCCGCGUGCAGAUUCUAGCCCUGGACUCCUCCAAUUGCCAUAAGCCGUGUCCAGAACUUAAACCUGGAAGCCGGUAUAUUGUGAUGGGCCACAUCUACCAUAAGAGACGGCAGCUCCCUACUGCUCUGCUCCAGGUCCUGAGAGGACGCCUGCGGCCAGGAGACGGACUGCUCAGGGGUAGCAGCAGCUACGUGAAAAGAUUUAACCGAAAACGGGAGUGGCAAGUUCGAGGUGCCACCCACACCCCGUGCAUUUGAACAGACCAACCUGGCACGCGUGGGACCCAAGAGACUUGGAACUCAGCAGGAAGACACGGAAGGUGGUUGGUCCCAGCGGGGUCCUUCUGUCUGAAAUUGGCCCACAGCUAGCUACCUUAAGAACGACUUUGCAGCUUAGCUCUAAAGCUGCCACUUUACUUACAAAACGCUGACAAGGUAUGCUCCAGAGCACAGUGGGAAAGUUACAGUGACACACACACACACACACACACACACACACACACACACACACACACACACACACACACAGCUCAGACACCUGACCUGCCAGGUCAACAGACCACACCACUUCGUGUUGUUUUUUAAGUUAUUUUAAUUUAAUACAUUUUUUUUUCAGUAGAAAUAGUUCACAAAACAUUUCUUGAAUUUAAAUAUACAAUUUUGAAUAGUAUCUAUCAUGUGUCAAGAUUUUGUAUUUAAAGCAUUGAGUUUUAAAUUCCACACGAGCGUAAACAUCCCUGUCAGAAUUCAUUUACAUAUGAAAUGUCACUUAGAUCAUAUACUAGGGUCAGAACCCAGGCUAAGUAUGAAAAUUAUGUUUCCAGGGCUAAUUCAAGCAAACUAUCAUUCCAAGUGUGUUCCUGAUGUAACUCUGGGCACUGUCAUGCACCCUUGCUCCGAAUAACUUGUUUUGUACCAAACUGGCUUCUAUUCCAGCACAUUUUCUGGUGUAUCUGAUGUCAUUUUUCUGUUAGGACUCAGGAUCACCAUUGUGUUGGUAAAGCAAGAAAUCUUGCCUUGAAAUCAGAUCUUGGAUGCACCUGG